Molecule: messenger RNA, 3867 nt
Organism: Mirounga angustirostris (Northern elephant seal)
Lineage: Eukaryota; Metazoa; Chordata; Mammalia; Carnivora; Phocidae
Gene: MBP
Product: myelin basic protein
Exons: 10
Coding region: 1389-2375 (328 amino acids)
Molecular function (GO): structural constituent of myelin sheath
Source: RefSeq, a predicted model, not a curated record
CGCGUUCUGGUUCCUGUUCACUGUUUUCCAGUUGCGACGACGUGAGAAUCAACAGCAUGUGUGCACCUCAGCUCUGCAUCCGUGGCAGGCGCUUGAGGUGGCCAGGAUGUAUGCUGAGGGGUGUAAGCAUGGUUCGGGGGGGCCUCUGGCUGACCCAGCAAGGGACACCCACACUGGGCUAGAAAGAGUUUUUCAGAGGAAGGGGAGUGUAGGGAGCACCCUAUCUAGCACCUGUGGUUAUUUGAGAUUUUAACUCACCAGGGUCAGAGGGACAUUUUACAGGCCAUGGCCCACAAGUCAGGGGCUGGCUUGGGACGACAGGCUCACCGGCGGGUCACUUGUGGGUGGUGGCGGGGCCCCCUUGGACAUUACUACCUGGUGCCCGGAGCUGGGGAGCCUUGAACAGAGCAGCCCUUCUUGAAGGGUGGCCCAAGUGACCUGCCGGAGGCCGUCAGCCUGAUAACAUGUUUCUGCCAGACGAGGAAAAGGGCCCAUCAAUAGUUUUAAGUGGAAUAAACAAAAACCUGAAGGGAAGGAAUCUAGUUAAAAAUUACCAUACAAUGUUGGUUAGCGAGAACUCUCAAGAAUUUAGCUAUUCUGAAAUGACUACUUUCAGUAAUCGGAGUCGAACAAAAUCUGUUUGGUUCAGAUCCACUUUGAAAAUCUUUCUAAUGUACCACACUUCUGCCCAAAGAUGAGAAAGUUUAAGACAAGGUGCUUGCUCUGUGAUUUGACAUUGAAUCGCUGCUCGGUGGUUUGUGAAGGUCGGGUCUUGCUGCCAAGUCCGCGGAGACAGUGACCACACAGUGGUGGAGGAUGUCAUGGGAAGUGGAACCGGCAGCAGCCUGCUCUGUGAUUUUCUUGCCACCUGAACUUUUUUUAAAUGUUAGUCGGAUCAUGUGGUCACCAAGAGUCCGGUCAGGCAGUUCCACCCCUGGGUUGUGCAUGCUGUCCUUUUCAGCUGCAGCCCACGCCCUCCCUUCUCCCUCCCCAAGCCCUUGGCACCACUCAUCUUGUUUCCCAAUUUCUAUAAUUUCAUCAUUUCGAGAAUGCUGUAUAAACAGAGUCAUGCAAUAUGCAACCUUUUUUGAUCGGCUUUUUUCACUAAGUGCAAUUCUCUUGAGAUCUGCUCAGUUGAGUAUAUGUUCUUUUUUCAUUCCUGAGCAGUAUUUCGUGGCACGGAGGCACUGCCAUUCUGGGUUUUUGUUUUGUUUUGUUUUAACCGUUCACUCUUCGAAGGGCACAUGGAUCGUUGCCAGUUUUUGGUUAUUGUGAAUAAAAUGGUGUUGAACAUCCACGUACAGGUUUUUGUGUGAGCAUAGCUUUCGUUUCUUUGGGAAGGGAUGCCCUACAGUACAGUAAGCUUCUGACGAGCUCAUCGGUUCAGGAUGGGAAACCACGCAGGAAAGCGGGAGUCAAGCGCGGAGAAGGGCAACAAGGACGGAGAAGCCAGCGCAGGAGAGUCUGACAAGAAGAGGGACGUCCGCCAGCUCUCCCGGGAGGCCUCGGAGGACAACGAGGUGUUCGGGGAGGCAGAUGUGGAGCAGAACAAUGGGACCCCCUCUCAGGACACAGCGGUGACAGACUCCAAGCGCACAGCGGACCCGAAGAAUGCCUGGCGGGACGCCAACCCAGCUGACCCCGGGGGCCGCCCCCACUUGAUCCGCCUCUUUUCCCGAGAUGCCCCGGGGAGAGAGGACAACACCUUCAAAGACAGGCCCUCGGAGUCAGACGAGCUCCAGACCAUCCAAGAGGACAGUGCAGUCAGUCCUGAGGGCCUGGAUGUGAUGGCGUCACAGAAAAGACCCUCCCAGCGGCACGGAUCCAAGUACCUGGCCUCAGCAAGCGCCAUGGAUCACGCCAGGCAUGGCUUCCUCCCGAGGCACAGAGACACGGGCAUCCUUGACUCCCUCGGGCGCUUCUUUGGCGGUGACAGGGGUGUGCCCAAGCGGGGCUCAGGCAAGGUGCCCUGGCUCAAGCAGAGACGGAGCCCUGUGCCCUCUCAUGCCCACAGCCAGCCCGGGCUGUGCACCAUGUACCAGGAUGGACAUCACGCAGCGAGAACUACCCACUACGGCUCCCUGCCCCAGAAGUCGCAGCACGGCCGGCCCCAAGAUGAAAACCCUGUAGUGCACUUCUUCAAGAACAUUGUGACACCACGCACACCUCCUCCGUCGCAAGGAAAGGGGCGAGGACUGUCCCUCAGCAGAUUUAGCUGGGGAGCCGAGGGGCAGAAGCCGGGACUUGGCUACGGAGGCAGAGCUCCAGCUCACAAGGGACUCAAGGGGGCCCAUGACGCCCAGGGCACGCUUUCCAAAAUCUUCAAACUGGGAGGAAGAGAUAGUCGUUCUGGAUCACCCAUGGCGAGACGCUGAAGCCCUACCUUGUGGUCCCAGAAACCUGUCCUCAGCUUCUUAAUAUAACUGCCUUAAGAUUUUAAUACCGUCCACAUCCACUCCCUACUUGCAGCAAACACCCUCCCGCCUAAUGCCCGUUGAGUUGUGCACAUGGUGGGGUCAGGCACGCCGCACCUGCUGCAGCUUCUGGCCAUCAGCCAAAUGGAGGGAACGCAGACAGAAUAUUAAGCAGUUACUUGGUGUCUGAAGAGAGCGCGUCCUCGGAGCUCCCUCCACCGCGGUGCGGCCCCGAGUCACCGGGCGCCGGUGCGCGGACACACCUCCGAGUUCACCCUCCUCCCUCCUUGGACUUGCUUUGCUGACCCGGCAUCCCUCGGCUUCGCAGGCACUGCCGUGGGGACGCUGCCGUGGACACAGGGACAUGUGCAGGGCGGUGAGGACUGUUGAUCCGAGCUUCCUUUGGUUGCUUUCCCCGCCCCUUGCUCACCUCCUAACACACACUUACUCUCCCUCCAGGAUGAGGCAGUCGGGAGUGGCACGGGGGGCUUUCGGUACGUGAAGUGCGGGCGGGCAGCGGUGAAGAGUCCCGUGGGGUGGGCGCGGAGGGGGCGCCUGCAGGCGGCGGCCCACCCCACGCGGUUAGCGGAAUUCGGGCGCAGCGGAGAGGGGACCGGGAGGCAAGGCUGGGCUGGGCCACGGCCCCAGUGGGAAACAGGAUCUUCUUGGAAAUGAGGUGAGGUACAGCGGGAGCCAGAGUGGCUUCUGCCAACAGCCUGUUCCCCCAGAGCCCAGCAGAGGUCCGGGGAGACGCUCGUCUCAGAGCGGGACUGGAGGAGUGUUCUGGGUGGCCUCAUGGCGUCACCCUGGUCGCUGCGGGAGGUGACCAGCGGUGCGCUUCCCACGGCAGUGCACACUGCAAUACUAACCCUCGGUGGACAGAUAACCUUCCGUCCGCUUGCAUCCUAGACGCGGACGUGCGUAGCGAAUAGGCUUCGGAGGGCCCGCUUCCCGAAUCGCUGAGCUGGACGUCGUGGGGGCCGGGCCUGGCCGGCCCUGUGAGCAGACGGGCUCCUCUGAAUCGUGUCUUUUCUAACGAGCUGACCUUUCCUGUGCCCCCCUCGUAACAUACUGAUCCCGCCUUUUGGUUUUAGCGUAUGUCUUAGAGGCCUUCCAAGGAGCCCCCACUGGCAUCGUCCUCCCUUAGAAGGAACACGAGGAAUAGUCAACGUGUCAACAUAAUCCCGUCCUAAUUCCGAUGUCCGGUGGGGGUUUAAUAUAAUGUCUAUUAAUCUAUAGCCUCAAUGAUGAGAGGGUUACAGGGGAACAAGGAACAAAAUUUCAGAAACAGAACCUCCAAACUGCAUGACACACACACACUCUACAUCUCUGAGCCGACCGCUGGCCGAGUGGUCUCCACGCGGGGCUACGCCCAGACGGCGUGCGCUGAGAUGGGCGCUCGUGGGAAGUACACACUGUUCUUGAAUAUUGAAAUAAAAUAAUAAACUUUUAA